This is a messenger RNA of Alligator mississippiensis (American alligator), 1099 nucleotides long. RefSeq names its product SNAP associated protein (gene SNAPIN). Bases 109 to 768 code for a protein of 219 amino acids. Gene Ontology annotation, cellular component: BORC complex; synaptic vesicle; BLOC-1 complex. Lineage: Eukaryota; Metazoa; Chordata; Crocodylia; Alligatoridae. The record is from RefSeq and is a predicted model, not a curated record. Gene Ontology annotation, molecular function: SNARE binding. The transcript is spliced from 4 exons. Gene Ontology annotation, biological process: lysosome organization; regulation of synaptic vesicle exocytosis; intracellular protein transport.
GGGCAGGGUAGUGCAAGUAUUUCCCAUAAGCCUUUGCGCCAGGCUCUCCCGUGAUGCUUUGCAGCAAGAGCAGAACAGCGGCUCCCGCCAGCCCUUGCGCGCGCCAAGAUGGCGUCUGUCUCGGGAUGUCGUUGGACUACUUUUCCCAUCUGCCCUUGCGCCAGAUCCAAGAUGGCGCCUCCCGGGACGUUUCGGGGGACUACAUUUCCCGCCAGGCCUUGCUUGCGGCCCAAGACGGCGCCUCCCGUGAUGCCCCGGGCUUCGCGCGGACUCCAUCCCCCACAGGCCCUUGCGGCGGCGGUGCCGCCUGACUGCGCUUCCCGGCGUGCCCCGCACGGGCGCUCCCGGCAGGCGCUGCAGGUCAUGGCGGCGCUGGCGGGCCCGGGCCCGGGCGGAGCGGGGACGCCGGUGUCGGGCGCUCGGGACGUGUUCGCCGAGGGGCUGCUCCGCUUCCUGCGCCCGGCCGUGCGCCAGCUGGAUGCGCACGUGCACGCAGUGCGGGAGAGCCAGGUGGAGCUGCGUGAGCACAUCGACAGCCUGGCCACGGAGCUGUGCCGGAUCAACGAGGACCAGAAGGUCGCUCUGGACCUGGACCCGUACGUGAAGAAGCUGCUGAACGCACGGCGCCGCGUGGUGCUGGUCAACAACAUCCUGCAGAAUGCACAGGAGCGGCUGCGGAGACUCAAUCACAGCGUAGCCAAGGAGACGGCGCGCAGGAAGGCCAUGCUGGAGUCAGGGGGCUACCCGCAGGGCUCCCCCAGCAAAUGAUGCUGCUGGGCCCAGGCUGCCGUGCUGGACUGAGUGGAUUGCAGUGGGACCUCCAGCUCAUACUUACUGCCCCAAGGGCUGGUCCAGGCCCACAAGCCAAUGGCUGAGGAGAGUUGGCUCCCCCCAGCUCCUGCUGACAUUAGUGCCAAGGAUACCUGGGCCAGCAGCAGGCAGCUCCUUGCUCUGGGGCUUGCCCGCGUGGAGGGAAGGGGAGAUGGUUCUGCGUACCUGCCCCCUGGGCCAGCCGAGACAGCACACACUAACCCCAGCUCCAUGUACUGCACCUCUAGGCUCCAGGUGGCACAAUAAAGUGACCCCCCCCGCUUGCAAA